AGAGAGGACAGACGGAGCUGGUGUCCUGUGGACAUCUCCACAGUUUACACUUGUGUCAAACCAAGUGGAGCUGAAACCAGUGACGACUACAGCUCCACUGCAGCUGCCUCCCAGUGCAAAGCUGCAGACGACUCACGUGAUCCCACCUACUCUGAGGUGCAUUUCCACGUCACCCGUGGCAACGCCAGUGACGCUGUGUACUCCGUGCUUCAGGUGAACGCAAACUCUGGUGUCGGCAACAAGGAGGACGCUCCCCCGCCUCUGUACUCCACUGUGACUUCACCUCUGCAGUAACUUCAGCUCUGCAGCUGCUACGUUUGCUCUCUCAGACCAGCAGAUGUUGUUCCAGUCCAGGCAGCCGGGCACCAGUAAAGACAAGGAAACCAGAAGAGAGAGGAGACGGAGAUGGAGAGAGUCGGAGCAGGAGCGUCCGUCCUGACGGAGACACACUCAGAGUCUGGCUCCGGACUGUCAAACACACACAACUUAAAACAGUUGUUUACUGGUCUGCGCUCUGCAGAGGGAGCUCCCUGAAGUGUGUGUGUGUCUGAUUGGGUGCAUACGGUGGGAGUGUGUGUGUGUGUUUUUUUAUUUGUUAAUGAGUGUGUGGGUGUCUCGCGUCACUUUUCAUGGGACAUUGAGAGAUGUGUGUGUCACAGCGCCGGUGGACGGGCUAUAGGGGGCCGUGCACCCCCGCCCUCCCCCUGAUCCUGCUCCUCCUCCUCCCUCUGUCCUUCCUCUCCUCCUCACCUCCGCUCGCUCAGGGAGCCAUCCACAUCCCCAAAGACUAUAAAGUGCGAAACAUGUCACAGCCUCCGGUCCUGAUACAGAUGCCUAAAUCGUACACAGCUUUUUCUCAAGAGGACAUCUCUCUGCCCUGUGAGGCCUCUGGAAACCCGAAACCCACUUUCCGCUGGAUGAAGGACGGCAAGCUGUUCAGGUCGACGCGUAACGACUCCGGGACGCUGCGAGCCGAAGGUGACGAGCCCCUCGAGUGGUACAACGGCACCUACCGCUGCUACGCCUCCAACACCCUGGGGACCGCCAUGACGCAGACCAUACAGGUCAUCGUGGAAGCUCAGCCAGUUCUGACGAAACAGCAGAAAGUCCAUAAGAUAGCGUCGGAGGGAGAGAGCAUGAUCCUGACCUGCAACCCUCCGCAGAGCUCCACCCCUCCGCUCAUCCACUGGAUGGACAAGAAGAUGGUGCACAUCAAGCAGAGCGACAGAGUCACGGUUGGUCUGGACGGGAACCUCUACUUCUCCAACCUGCUGAAGAGCGACACCAGAAACGACUACAUCUGCAACGCCCAGUAUCCUGAGGCCAGGACCGUUCUCCCCGACACCGCCGUCAGCCUCACUGUCACGCCCAGUAAUGACGUCACUCACGUCAGAAAGCCCCGCCUCUUCCGUCCCACUGAGUCCCACACCGCCAUGAUGGCCCUCAGGCUCCAAAGCACCACCCUCGAAUGUAUCCCCGAAGGCCUACCCACUCCGCAGGUGAAAUGGAAAAAGAAGGACGGUCGCCUGCACGAAACAAGCGGCGUGCUGGAGGCCCACGACCACCGGCUUCACUUCGAGAGCGUGGACCAGAAUGACGACGGGGAGUACGAGUGCACGGCCUCCAACAGCCAGGGCUCCGUCUCGCACUCCUUCACCCUCACUGUGGAAGCCGCUCCGUACUGGGUGAAGGAGCCUCAGAACCUGCUGUACUCUCCCGGAGAAACUGUGCGUCUGGACUGUCAGGCCGAAGGCAUCCCGAUGCCCGACAUCACCUGGAGCAUCAACGGUCAGCCGGUCACAGAGGUGGACGCUGACCCUCGGCGCACCGUGUCAGGCGGCGUCCUGAUACUGAGGGAUGUUGAGUUUGCGGACACCGCCGUGUAUCAGUGCGAGGCCACCAACAAGCACGGCUCCAUCCUCCUCAACACCUACCUCUACGUCGUUGAGCUGCCUCCUCAGAUCCUGUCCUCUGAUGGAGUGGUGUACAGGGUCACUGAGGGCGGAGACGUCAUGCUGCACUGUCAGUCCUUCGGCUCGCCGCGACCACACAUCACAUGGGAGGGCGGGGACAAUCUCCCACUGCUGUCCGACCCUCGUGUCUCCCUGCUGACCAACGGGACGAUUGAGCUGUCCGACACCGUUCACAGCGACAGCGGAGAGUACACCUGCUCCAUCAAACACACCAACAUCUCCAUCACCGCUCACCUGGAGGUCUUCAAUCGCACGGAGAUCGUGACGAAGCCGCAGCACGUGCGUGUGCUCAGAGGAAGCAGCGCUCUGCUGGACUGCAGCUUCUACACAGACCCGCAGCUGCUGCACUACCGCGUCAUCUGGAGCAAAGACGGAGAGGAGCUGCAGGAAUCGCCUCAAAAUGACAAGUACGCUAUCUUUAAGAAUGGCACCCUGCAAGUAACAAACGUCCAAUCAGACGACAACGGGCCGUACUCCUGUGAGGUCAAAACUGACCUGGACCGCGUAAAAGCCAGUGGCUCCAUCACUGUCGUAGCACGGCCGGACCCGCCCAAAGAUCUGGCUCUGUCUGAUGUUGACGACCACAGUCCCACCCUCAGCUGGAUCCCAGGACACUCACACAACAGCCCUGUCAUAGAGUACAUCGUGGAGGCGCGGGAGGAGCAGCACUCCGAGGAGGGGGAGUGGAUGUGGGAGGAGUGGAAGAAAGUGUCCGGGGAAUUCAACCACCUGGAGCUGAAGCUCCACCCCUACUGCACCUACCGCUUCAGGGUCAUCGCCAUCAACGAGAUCGGGGCCAGCGAACCCAGCAAGCUCUCAGAGCACCGCAGCACGCCGCCAGCUGUUCCUGACAGAAACCCCACUGGUGUGCGCAGUGAGUCUGUGGACCCAAAGACUCUGAUCAUUAUGUGGGAUGAGAUGGACAAACGCUUUCAUAACGGACAGAGCUUCCAGUACAAGGUGUUGUGGCGGAAAGCUGGGGGGAAGGAUUUACGCUGGAACACGGCCGACGUACAGUCUCCGCCGUUCACGGUGAACAACACAGGAACGUACACGCCGUUUGAGAUCAAAGUUCAGGCCGUCAACUCACUCGGAUCCGGACCGCCACCAGAGGCUGAGAUCGGACACUCCGGAGAGGACGUGCCCGAGGAAGCUCCGACUGGAGUCACGGCGACUGUGAGGAACAGCACAGUCACGGUCAAGUGGAACGAAGCCCAGAAUGUCCGAGGUCUGCUGCUCGGAUACAGGAUCUACAUCCGGAGGCUGGGUCCUCACGGGGGUCGGGCGCGGAGAUCUCUUGGAAGACCGCACCAUGAGAAAGAGGACAGGUCGGAGCGAGGGAAGGACAGAGACAGUCGGACUCGAGUGGUGACGGUCCACGGGAUGAAGACGUCGGCGGAUGUGACGGAGCUGCAGCUGUAUUCUCGAUAUGAGCUGUCUGUCGCCGCCUUUAACAGCAAAGGAGAGGGGCCUCACUCCCCCCCGCAUCACUUCAGCACCCCAGAGGGAGCGCCUGGUCCUCCGGCAUCGUUGACGUUCGAGAGCCCCACAGAGAAAUCUCUGAUCCUCUACUGGACCCCCCCAGUUGAAACAAACGGCAUACUGCUGGGAUACAUCGUGCUCUAUCAACAGGAGGUGGAGACCACAGACGGCCCUACGCUGAUGCAGAGGAUCAGCGAUCCCAGUGUGACUCACUUUGAGCUGGGCGAUCUGGACCCUAACAGCUAUUACAUCUUCAAAGUGAUCGCAUGCACCGCCGCCGGGGAAGGACCGCCCAUCAUCCGGAGGGGCGCCACCCUGCUGGAAGGAGCUCCUCCGUCCAACAUCACCAUCGUCUCCAGCAACACGUCCCUCAACCUAAGCUGGGUCCCCGGAGAGCGAGACAGGAACCACGGCUUCGUCAUCCGUUACCUCAGGAAGAGCCCCGGGGCAGACUGGGAGUACUCGGAGGUGUUGAACUCCUCUCAGGGUUUCUACAAGCUGACAGGCCUCCAGCCAAGCUCCGAGUACCGCCUGAUGAUCAAACAAGGGAACAACACGCAGUGGGAAAGUGUGACGCGGACCAUCGGACCAGUGCCGUCGGAGAUGACCAGCGGGUUCGCCACCCAGGGUUGGCUGAUCGGACUCAUCAGCGCCAUCGUGCUACUGGUGCUGAUUCUGCUCAUCCUCUGCCUCAUCAAACGCAGCAAGGGCGGCAAAUACGCAGUGAAGGAUAAAGAGGACAAGGAGGUGGACUCUGAAGCUCGGCCGAUGAAAGAUGAGACCUUUGGAGAGUACAGAUCUCUGGAGAGUGACGCUGACGAGAAACGCUCAGACAGUCAGCCGUCUCUGGCGGAGAGCAAGCUGGGCAGCGACGACUCUCUGGCUGAAUACGGGGACAGCGUGGACAUCCAGUUCAACGAGGACGGCUCCUUCAUCGGCCAGUACAGCGGACGAGGGCCCGUCCCCCACGGCAACGAGAGCUCCGGUCCCGCCUCUCCUGUCAACGCUGUCCCGCCUCCACCCAUUGCUCCGUCCAUGUCGAGCAUCCUGAACCGGCCCAGCUAGACACACACACACAACAAAAAUACACACACACCACACACACAUACAUACACACUGCCUGCCUGCAACAAAACACAAAGGGACAGACCACUCCUGACUCCACUGCCUGUAACGUAAAAGUGCAAACACACACACACACACACACACACACACACACACACACACACACACACACAUUCUCAAUACAUUCCACAGAUUUAUGCAGUGAAGUUGUUUACAGGAUGUCUCGCCUUUUCUACUCCAAGUUUACACACACACACACACACACACACACCCACACAUCCAAACAGAAAGCGCUUCACUCUUCUAUAAGACAGAAGGACGGAGACGUGGAGGACAGCAGCCAGUUGCACCAGCUGUUCAAACUUGUGCGUUUUCACUCUCAAUCUCGUCAAAUACCGUCACUUUGUCCAUGAUGCAAAGAAGAACCGUGCGUGGGGGCGUGAGAGGGACACAGUGAGGUCCAGGAGCUCCUUUUCCUCCGCUGUCAUAUGACAGGGACGCUAAAUGUUGUUAUUGAAGAGCCGCUGACACGUAUGUUACAUGUCACAAUAGAAGCAGAAGCUGUUGUGUUAAACGUUUUGCUUCAGCAGUGCCGGCAUGCUGUCUAAAAUGACACACAUGAUUCUGCAGUUGUUUGGUUGUGUGUAAAAAUGCAAAGAAGGGAAUUUGUAGCGAUUCUGUAGCGCUGUCUCUUUGAGGAAAACAAAAACAAAAACGCUCAGUUAUCCUUUAGUGUGGGGCCAAUACAACCGAAUUACCCACAACAGUAGUUUUCACAUAUGUUAGUGCGGUCCCUUCGUGCGCACCAGAUGUGAAAAUAAUACAUUGUUUUAUUUUUCAGCUAGUACGGCUUGCUUUCAUGCACCUUUGUUUUUACUCUGGUCCAAAGGCCGCACCACAGGCACAGCGUCGUUUCCAUGACUCCUGAGUCCCGACCGGAAAAUAAGUAAAGAGAAAUGAAUGUGCACAAUGGAGCCACAACAACUACGCGUUUUGUUCCUGGUGCUGGUCGUUGUAUUCGUCAUCGUUUGUAUGUACCACUCUCGACAAACGACACAGUUUGAAAGUGAAGCGCGGCUGCGACUUGACAAUAUCACGUUGAUGCAGCAGAAUGCACAUUUUAAGACAAGAGAUGCAGAUUAAUUCUCCUGAACCGUGACCUCCUCAUCAGACGCAGAUACCGACGAACGACCAGGCAGACUGUGCCCGUGGUCCUGAAGAAGUCGAUUUAAGAAAUAAUGUGUAAAACAUAAGUGUUUUUGAUGGGUGGAGUUGGGUAAGAGCUCCUUUUUAACUCAAACUUGUGGAGUACGGCAGAUAGUUGGGACAGAUCGAGGUGGGGCACUUUCACACCACAAAUGGACCGCACCAGAGUUCGGUGGUAGCCGUUCCAAGACCACCUCCUCAGGGAGGUCUCCGUACGGCCAUUUCGGUCCGCACCAAAGUGCGACUGCUGUGUUCACACUGGCCCAGACGCACCACACUCGGGCCCAAAGUUCGAUUGGACCUAAACAAAAUACCUGUGUGAAAACACCUUAAGUCUUUAUUGGCUGAGACUUCAGUUUAUUGACUCGCUUCAGUCGUCAGAAGUCACAAACAGCUGGUGCAACUCAGUCCAGGGGAGGAAGAUGAUGUGAUGAGGAGUGACACAAAGAAAAAGGACAUUUCAUCUCAUCCGAACCAAAACGUCUCCCACUCAUCUUGUACAAACAUUUAUUCUGUUUAACAAGUUCAUCGUUUCAUAUAACACACCACCAUUUUUAGUCAUAUUUAUGUUUUGUGCGUCAUCAUCUUCAAACAUCACCAGUACGUGUCUUUGUUUACGCUGUUUACAAGCUAUUUAUUUGUGUUUGUGUGCAUGCGUCUGGGGAUGAUGUUGCUAUUUAUUGACGUGUGUGCGGCUGUCGGAGCGGCUCCCGAAACCUAAGAUGCAUGCUACUCCCCAAGGCAUCGAAAAAUCAUUCUGUUGAUAUUUUAGUGUUUGAGUUUGGAGACUGACUGUUACUUUGUGAGCGUGUGUGUGUGUGUGUGUGUGUGUGUGUGUGUGUGUGUGUGUGAUUGUUAAUGCUCUCCAUUGCUGCCCUGUAACCUGCAGCAAUGGGAGAUCUGUUGCCUUAAGAGAGUCCAGUUGAGCCUCCUUUCCUCCUUCUUUCUGUCCAUCCAUCUAACUGUCAGUCAUCCAUUUCUCCACACACACACACACACACACACACACACACACACACACACACGUUCUUUUUCUAUCAUCCUCCUGUUUGCUCUGCAGGUAAAAUGCAGGACCAGGAUGCUACGGUGGCCCAGAGAGCUCACAGCAGUGCAAAGGGUGAACACGACAGAAAUUAUUUACAAAACAGUUAAAUGCAAUUCAGGUCUCGUUUUUUUUUCUUCUCUUUUUUGUUGUUGUUUUAAAGGAAUAAUUUUCUUGCAAAAUGACCAUUUGUGCAUCAGUUACUCACAGUAUUUAAUGUUGAAUUCUUGCAGAAAACAGUUUUUCCUCACUCACCUCCAUUGUGAAUGGAGAAACCAAAAAAAAUGCAAACAAUCUUCAAGAAUUAAAUUAAACGGGCAACAAAACUACCAACCCUUUACAAACUUUGGUAUUAUUUCAAACAAUACCAAAUGCGUUUUAGCCUCAGUCAGAGCUCAGAAACAUGAUGCAUAUAUUUUAACAGCAUUUCAUUGCAUUUCGAUUAAUCAAUUAAAUUUCACAUGUUAAAUUAAAUACUUAAUGACCAAUUAAUAUUUCAAAGUUUGGGAAGUAUUGAGCAUCCAACUAGAUAAAUUAGACCUGGAUUUUGCUGCUUGAGUUGCCAGGAAAACACAAUGACAGAAAAACAACAUUUUCUUCACAAAUUCAAUGUUUCACACAGCAAGAAACCGAUAUCCAAAUAAUAAUCUUGCAGGUGAAAUAUUCCUUCAAUAGUUUGAUUCUACGACUCACAUACUAAGUCAUAUUUGAAGUGGUGGG
Messenger RNA from Plectropomus leopardus (leopard coralgrouper), 7488 nucleotides. RefSeq names its product neural cell adhesion molecule L1.1-like. Gene Ontology annotation, biological process: axon guidance; cell-cell adhesion; brain development. NCBI's taxonomy places the organism in Eukaryota, Metazoa, Chordata, Actinopteri, Perciformes, Serranidae. Gene Ontology annotation, cellular component: axon; plasma membrane. The record is from RefSeq and is a predicted model, not a curated record. Gene Ontology annotation, molecular function: cell-cell adhesion mediator activity.